CAUUUUUGCUGGCUCCAGAGCUUUGGCCACCUAUAAAACUAAGCAAUGAAAAGUAAUGAAACCCUCAAAGAGGAGGAGUAUGUGGGGAGCACUGAGGAAGGAGCAACUUGUGACCAAACUAUAUUGCCAGUGAUGGAGAACUUCGAAAUUGAUACUAACUGCUACUCUCCAGUGAAAGAACUUCCUGAUUUGAAGCCCAGGAAGAAAAAUGGGAUGAAUGUCAUCAUGGUUAUCAUGAUCAUCUACUUGAUUCUGCUCACAGCAGCUGCUGUGCUGCUGGAGUUCCAAGUUCAGCAACUGCAGGAGCGGCUCCAGAUGCUGGAGAUGUACAACUUCUCCAAUGAAACGCUUGCUGCCAAGGAAACCUCACGCUCCUCCUUGCUGUGGUGGACACGCCCAAUACAUGCGGCUCAGAGCACAUCAAAGCUGCAAGACCUACACGCCCAGCUCACAGAAGUCCAAGUCAGACAGGAGAGCCUGUGCCAACAGGUGGAGAACUUCACUCGAAAUGCAGAGUUGCACAGGAUCAAAGGUGAACGAGGUGCCCCAGGUCCGAAGGGCGCCCAGGGACUUCCAGGCGAAAAGGGAGCCAAGGGGGCCAUAGGACCGGCUGGAAGCCCAGGUCUCCCUGGACUCCAAGGCCCACCAGGCAGCAAGGGAGAUCCUGGCCUCCAAGGACCGAAGGGCGCACCAGGGAAGCAAGGAGCUGCUGGUAAAACAGGACCUCAAGGGGAGAAAGGCAGCAAAGGCGAUGGAGGUCUCAUUGGCCCCAAAGGGGAAACUGGUGCCAAGGGAGAUAAAGGGGACGUGGGCCACCCAGGGAGCAAAGGGAACAUGGGCAUGAAAGGAGACACAGGAGUCAUGGGACCCUCUGGGCCCCAGGGGAGCAAAGGUGACUCAGGGAUUCCAGGUCUACCAGGCGUGGCUGGAUCUCCUGGAGCCAAAGGCGAUCAAGGACAAGCUGGAGUGCCAGGUGCUCCAGGACCUCCUGGACCAGCGGGACCUUUGGGGGCCAAGGGUGAACGUGGCAGCCCUGGCUCGGCUGGGUUACCAGGAACACCAGGAAGACCUGGGAGUCAAGGACCUGAGGGCAUGAAAGGAAGCAAGGGCGACACAGGAAUUCAAGGACAGAAGGGAACAAAAGGAGAAUCAGGAGUUCCAGGAUCUGUGGGAGCAAAGGGAGAAAAGGGAUCCCCUGGGCCAGUAGGCCUCAAAGGAGCACCUGGAGCAGUUGGCCAGAAAGGAGACACAGGAGCGAAAGGAUCUCACGGGCAGAAAGGAGAAAAAGGAGAAAGAGGUGAAAAAGGCUCACAUGCCUCAUCUGUCAGGAUUGUGGGCAGCAGUAGUAGAGGCCGGGCUGAAGUUUACCAUGGAGACGUCUGGGGAACAAUUUGCGAUGACGGCUGGGAUAACAAUGAUGCCACUGUCUUCUGCCGAAUGCUGGGUUACAGCAACGGAAAAGCUAUUGGCUCUUACGGAGGUGGCACUGGGAAGAUCUGGCUGGAUGAUGUUGCCUGCCAGGGAUCAGAGUCUUCCCUGUGGAGCUGCAACAAGAGUGCUUGGGGAACUCACAACUGUGGCCACAGUGAGGAUGCUGGUGUGGAGUGCAGCUGAUCUUGAACCCUGGAAGUCAUCACUCUGUCCCCAAGGUGGCCUUGGGCUCACACACGUGGGAAGGAAAGGACACUGUGAGGGUUCCCUGGAACUGGCCAAGCAGGCUCUGGAGAAGCUCAUUAAUAAAAAUCACAAUGCUGCCAGGCAGCAUCACUGGCAGUGGCUGAAUGUCA
Molecule: messenger RNA, 1787 nt
Organism: Cavia porcellus (domestic guinea pig)
Lineage: Eukaryota; Metazoa; Chordata; Mammalia; Rodentia; Caviidae
Gene: Marco
Product: macrophage receptor with collagenous structure
Exons: 17
Coding region: 46-1614 (522 amino acids)
Cellular component (GO): membrane
Source: RefSeq, a predicted model, not a curated record